UAUAGUAAUUUUCUCUUUUAACCGCGAAGUGCCACUUUUAUAUCCGUUACUAACUUCCAAAAGCACAGUGUUGCACCCUUUUCUCUUGAAGGCACUUAUUUGUGUCUUCCUCCUUGAAAUCAGGCCUUUAGUCACUGCUGAAAUCAUUCCUAAAUGUUUUAGAAUGUGUGCGAUAGAUCUCUGCCACAUAGUAACAAUGAUAGAACACUAAGGUGUCAAGGAAGAUUCUUGCAGUGUUCAUACAGGCCUAAUGUGUCAAUGUGCAGCCCUGUUUUCCUUUAUGGCCUGUAUUAUGCCUUUGAAAAAAGACAGUGUCCUUCAACUUUACAACAGCCCUAGACUAUGAAAAGCUACAUAAAGUUCCCUUAUGGCAUUAGUUAUUCAAGAAACGUUUACCUUUUAUAUAGAGUCAGUACUAGACAAGCUAUCCAGUCUGCAAUGGAUUCUACAUCUUAUUGUGAAACUGGUAUCACAAUUCUGACAGAUACCCAGGAUUAGAGAAUCUUAUAGAAUUUACUGUAUUAACAUUGUUGACUUUCUGUUUACAACAAUGUUUUGUUUUCUUUCCUUAGCUACUUGACUGGUUAAAAAGAUAAUGUAUCAGAUCAAAAUGGUCAGUGAUGAUAAUAUGCUAAAUAGAUAUUGCUUGUGUUUAUUGAUAUAUGGCCUUUAACUUAUAUUGAAAUUGUUAUGUUCACUGAUUUAUUUUUGCACUGUUUAGGGUAAAUGUAAAGAAAACUUACUAAAUACAUAUCCAUAUAUGUUGUGGUUUUCUGAGCAGGUUGUUUUUUGGUGUUCUUUCUUGGUCUUCUUGAGAAUUUAUCAUAUGAUUAUAAGAGUAAGAAAAAUGGAUGCCAUGCUAUAAUUGGUCAUGGGUUGCUCAUUUAUUGUUUAUUCAUAAUCAUCAGUGACUGACUGUACAUUAACAUUAUUUAUGGUUGCUGUCAUAUCCUAGAUAUGUACAUUCUGAAAAUUGCUUAACAUUGUAUUGUCACUUUUGAAGUUACACACAGUUGCCUUACUGAAAUGCCUUAGGAAAAUGCAUGAUUGAGCUUCAUCUGUUUUUAUUUUAGGACAUCAGUUUUGCAGUUUUGCAGAUAUUUUUAACAUUGAUGCUGAUUGAUUUUUUAGCCUGUGCUAAAUAAUCUGUACAUGUUUCCUGCUAUUAAGCAAAGAAAAAUACACCUAGAAUAAAUAAAAUAUCCCUUUCAGGAAACUACAAGGAUCUCAAGGUUUCAUUCCAUCUUAUUUUUGUCUUCAGUGAAAUUCCUCACAACUCACUUACAAUUGAACAUGAGUCUUCUUAUGAUCAGUGAGAAUGUAAAAUUGGCUCGUGAAUAUGCAUUGCUGGGAAACUAUGACUCCGCAAUGGUCUAUUAUCAGGGAGUUCUUGACCAAAUGAACAAAUAUCUGUACUCAGUCAAAGAUACGUACCUCCAGCAGAAGUGGCAACAGGUGUGGCAGGAAAUAAAUGUGGAAGCUAAACAUGUUAAGGAUAUCAUGAAAACAUUAGAGAGCUUUAAAUUAGACAGCACUCCAUUGAAAGCUGCACAGCAUGAGCUUCCAGCUUCUGAGGGAGAAGUGUGGUCCUUGCCUGUACCUGUUGAACGAAGACCCUCACCAGGUCCUAGAAAACGCCAAUCUUCUCAAAACAGUGACCCUAAACCACACAGUAACCGUCCAAGUACAACUGUCAGAGUUCACCGUCCAUCUGCACACAAUCUUCACAAUGACAGGGGAAAAGCUGUUCGUUGUCGGGAAAAGAAAGAACAGAAUAAAGGAAGAGAGGAAAAGAACAAAUCACCUGGCGCAGUUCCAGAACCAGAGACCAAUAAAUUUGAUAGCACUGGGUAUGAUAAAGACUUAGUAGAAGCUUUGGAAAGAGAUAUAAUUUCUCAGAAUCCCAACGUUCGAUGGGAUGAUAUUGCUGAUUUGGUAGAAGCUAAAAAGUUGCUUAAGGAAGCUGUGGUGUUACCAAUGUGGAUGCCAGAAUUCUUUAAGGGCAUCAGGAGACCAUGGAAAGGAGUGUUGAUGGUUGGCCCACCUGGCACGGGAAAGACCCUCCUUGCUAAAGCAGUAGCUACAGAAUGCAAGACAACAUUCUUCAAUGUCUCUUCGUCAACGCUCACUUCUAAAUACAGAGGAGAGUCUGAGAAGCUUGUUCGUCUUCUGUUCGAAAUGGCUCGAUUUUAUUCUCCAGCCACCAUAUUUAUUGAUGAGAUUGAUUCCAUUUGUAGUCGCAGAGGGACUUCUGAAGAGCACGAGGCAAGCAGGAGGGUGAAAGCCGAGCUGCUGGUUCAAAUGGAUGGUGUUGGAGGUGCUUCUGAAAAUGAUGACCCUUCCAAAAUGGUUAUGGUUCUGGCAGCAACUAAUUUUCCCUGGGAUAUUGAUGAGGCUUUAAGACGACGUCUUGAAAAAAGAAUCUAUAUUCCGUUACCAUCAGCAAAAGGCAGGGAGGAGCUAUUACGAAUAAGUCUACGUGAGCUGGAACUGGCUGAUGAUGUUGACCUUGCACGUAUAGCAGAAAACAUGGAAGGUUACUCAGGUGCGGACAUUACCAACGUAUGCAGGGAUGCAUCCUUGAUGGCAAUGAGAAGGCGUAUUGAAGGUUUGACCCCAGAAGAAAUCCGAAAUCUUUCAAGAGAAGAAAUGCACAUGCCCACAACUAUGGAGGACUUUGAAAUAGCUUUAAAAAAGGUUUCUAAGUCAGUAUCUGCUGCAGACAUUGAAAGAUAUGAGAAAUGGAUAUUAGAAUUUGGAUCAUGCUAAUUCUCACAUGUAAACUGGGAGAAACCUGCCUUAAGUGUUUGAAUAAUUAAAUGUAGUAUUUCAUUGCACCGAGUGCUAUAUUUUUUUAAACUUUCAUAAUGGUAAAAUUUUUUUUUAAAAAACAUGAUUCUGAAUAAAGGCAAUUUUUUAAAGCUG
Miniopterus natalensis is the source of this 2925-nucleotide messenger RNA. It is a transcript of the gene KATNA1, whose product is annotated as katanin catalytic subunit A1. Gene Ontology annotation, molecular function: ATP hydrolysis activity; microtubule severing ATPase activity; microtubule binding. Gene Ontology annotation, cellular component: microtubule cytoskeleton. NCBI's taxonomy places the organism in Eukaryota, Metazoa, Chordata, Mammalia, Chiroptera, Miniopteridae. The record is from RefSeq and is a predicted model, not a curated record. Gene Ontology annotation, biological process: microtubule severing.